AUGGGAAUGCCAAUAAAGUUAAAGCCUUCUUCUGUGAUAUUUGUUUUCUAAUCAAGCAAGGCAGAUUAAAACCAGCUGAUAUAUAGACUGUUGUUUGCAUCAUAUGCCAGAAGAAUUCAGACAAGAGUUAUUUAAAACAGGCUCUAAACUUCUUAUCUUAAGGCUAAUCUUGGAUACAUAUUUAAUGUGCUAAGUAUCACCCAGAAAUAAGCCUUGUCACAUCAUCAGCAGACCAUUGAUGGAGAUUUUAAGCAACUGCAUUAAAUGAUGAAAAAAUACUUGGGGAAUGUGACUUUUGCAAUAUUGAUGCCGAUUCGAUUCCAUUGCUUUCUUAGUUGUGCGUAAGCUAAAGUUGAGUCUAGUAAAAAAAAACAAAUGGUGAAUUAUUAAAUCGAUGGGCUUGAUAAAAUUGGAUAUGGAUGCAGCGCUCAUCAAGUAUCAGUGGAUUAAACUCCUAACUAGUUAAAGCAACUGAUCUUUGGGGAUAAUGCUAAAAUAACAAUAUAACCUAAUAUUAAGGUCAAAUCAUCUUUAUUAAAGCAAAGUGAAGGUAACGAGGCUUAUUAAUCUCCCAAAACAUUAAAGAAUAUCUCAAAAUCUACUACUCAUGAUUCUAUGACCGAGGAAACGAAGAGUGAAUCUAAUAUAAGUGGUAAGACUUAUAGCUUAUAAGAUGAAAAUACUUCAUUAAAUCAAGAAGCAGUUAAACAGCCAAAAAAACAGAAAAAGUGCCAUAACUGUGGAGAGGAUGCAGAAGAAAAUUCACUUAAAAAUUGCAAAACUUGCCUUAAUACCUAUCAUCUUCCUUGCUAUUUUAAAAUAGUUAAUAAAAAAGACACUAGUUCUGAGAAGUUUUAGUGUGAAAAGUGUCAAUGUUUGAUCUAGCUAAAUAUGGAUCCUUUAACUGAGGCUUGCCAGCUCUGCCCCUAGCUAAAGGGCGCAUUUAUAUCAUUUAAUGAUGAUUAAUCUAAAUGGAAACUAUUGGCAUGUCCAACUCAUUCAAACAUUAAGGAUUUUAUCCCAGCUAGAGAGGCUGCUACUAAUAUCAUCUCUCAAACAUAAAAAAUUUAGACUUAAACUACCUAUCACAAUAAAAUUGAAGAAAGUGUCAAAUUAAGUGAGUCACUUCUAUAGAAAAGGAAAAGACCAAUUAAAGCCAACUUUUCGCAAAGAACAAUAGAACUCCCAAAACGUUAAGUGAAGCAGAAAUUUAAGAAAGAUAAUUAAUUCUUGCAUUACGAAUCAAAGGUUCAAAUAGAAUCUAAUAAUGAUGAUGAUGAACUGAUUAAUAAUUAAUAGAUCCAGAAUAAGAACUAACUUUAAGAUGAAGGCAUUAUGGAUUGGGAUUUUUAUGAAGAGUACUUUAAGCUUUUGAAAUCAAGUGAUCUAAGAAAGCUAUAAGACUAUCAAUUUGAUAUUGUUGAUUUAGAAGAAUUGAAAGAGUUUAUCAUUAAUUAAAGGGAUAAGAGUAAAAAGAAAGCACAAUAAGCAACCCAAUAAUAAUUUGGUAAAGAAUCAUUUAGUCUUAUUUUAGAACAUCAAAAUUAAAUAUCUCAUUUGACUUUUGAAGCAACAGAUAGCUGUACUAAUGGUUUAAAAAGAAGAAAAAGAGACACUAAGAUUACUCCUUGCUAAUAGAAUCAAGGGAGCAUCAUAGUGAACAAUAUAUUAAGAGAUCAUCUGAAGCUCUCCAACAUAAAGGCUUAAAAUGUAACUGUUUCCAAAUCUGAAGUCAAUCAAGCAUACAGGUCAUAUUAGUUAAGUUCAUUCACAGCAAUUUCAAAGACAGAUUUGAUUGAAGACGAUGUUAUCAAUGAAUCAUUAAUUAAAACUCAUAUUGACUAAACUUUCGGACUCAACAUUUACUAAUCCUAUGAUGAGAUUGACACUUGGCUUUUACUUUUAGCUCAUUAACAAAACUAAUUAGUUAGACAAACAAGAUAAUAAUUUGAUUGCCUUUUGUAUAAGCUGAUCAAUCAUAAAGUCAUUGUGGACCCUCAGUUAAAAUUAGCUGUAAAAGCUGAAAAAUUUGAAUUAUAUGAUCAUUUUCAUGAGAGAAUGACUUGGCAACUAGUGAGAAGAAGUCUAUUACAUUCUUACAAUUGCAUAAAUCCUAGUGAUGAGAGUAAUAAUAUGAAAGAAGUCAAGUUCUGUUGUAAGGCUUGCUUCUAUUCAGAUCUUGUUGAUGCUAAUCCUAUAGUUAUUUGCGAGAUUUGUGAAUUGGGAGUGCAUGCGAAGUGUUAUGGAAUUCAAGACCUCAUUGAGUAAUUUUUUUGUGAUAAAUGCAAACAUCAAAGAGCUGAUGAGAAGAAUCUAAGACUCUCAGUAUACAAGGAAUAGAUGAUAAGGUCUAUUAUCAAAGAUACAGUUGGUUCCAAGAUUAAAGAUAGAGCUAUUCUUAAUGGAGAAAUAAUGAGGAAAUCUGCCUUGAGUAUAUAUUAUGAAAACUUGACUUGUAUAUUUUGUGAAAAGAAAGGAGGAUUAAUGAAAAAGGUAGAUUUGUCAUGCGAUUAAAUUCCCAAUUUUUAUUUGCAUGAGGGAGAAUCAUAUUAUCAUGCCUUUUGUGGUAUGGCUGUAGGAAAGUAUAGAAAUAUUAUUGAGCUUUAAUAGUUCAAGCUAAAAAGUAAAUAUUAGCAUGAAACUUAAACCUAGCCAUGUGUUUAUUGCAAUAUUGAGAAAGGAGUAACUGUUUCUUGUAGCUCAUGUCAUGACCAUAAAAAUGAUAAUUCUGAUUAUUUCCACCAUAUCUGCUCUUGGCUUAAUGGUCACACAUUUGAUUUGUAUUAAGACAAGCUAAGAGGUAUGCAAUUUUAAAAGCACUUCAAUUAAAAUCUUGAUACUGAAUCAAUCAAAAGAACUAGAUUUGACUAUCUGCCUUUAGACGAUGUUAACUUUGCAGAUGAUCCUAUUAUUGCCAUAAAACCUCUUAAUCAAGAUGAAUUUGCUGAUAUGCAGAUCAUUGAUGAAGAUUAUUCUGAUUAUGAAUGCUCAAGUGAAUCAACUAAGAAAUAAAGGAGUAAUGUUAAUAAGGAAUUCAAUGUUGUUGAUGAUUUGAGUAUCUCCUCUGAUAUGGAAGACCUACCUGAUAAAGAUGAUUAUGACAAAAAUAAUUCUUAAAGUUUGUUCUCUAUUGCCAGAAAUUACUCGAAAUACAAAGUGAGAUAUUAUGAUGCAUAUCCAGCCAGCACAAAAAUUUAUUGUGCUAAAUGUAGGCCGCUUAAUAAAGAAAUAGCUUUUAUUCGAUAAGCUAAAUUUGAUAGUGUUCAGGGUUUGCCAAAUCAAGCACCCUGA
Stylonychia lemnae is the source of this 3291-nucleotide messenger RNA. NCBI's taxonomy places the organism in Eukaryota, Ciliophora, Spirotrichea, Sporadotrichida, Oxytrichidae. The record is from the annotation of a GenBank genome assembly.